This is a messenger RNA of Rotaria sp. Silwood2, 3321 nucleotides long. The record is from the annotation of a GenBank genome assembly. Lineage: Eukaryota; Metazoa; Rotifera; Eurotatoria; Philodinida; Philodinidae.
AUGCCUCUUAUCAAAAUUGAUUCAUGGUUUACACGUAUUGGUCAAGCAUUAGCACGAGAUAAAACAUCAACAUCAGAUAAUAAAGAAGAUAUUCGUUAUGCUGUUCGAAAAAUUAAUCAAUAUUUUUAUGCAGAAAAACCAACUGCAGAAGUAAUUGAAAAAUAUGCUAAUGUUAUUGUUGAUCUUUUACUUUCAACGUCUAAUGGUCCAGAUGACUUUGAAUUUCUUGGUCAAAUACUCAAUAUUGUUCGAGAAAUACUUGAUUGUGAUAAGAAAUUUUCUCGACCAUUGGUGAAAGCUUUAAUAAAAAAUGAUGUAUGUAGUUUUUUAUUACACACUCUUCGCAGUGUAUCCGAAGACCGUGGCUUGGGUCAAGAUGUUUCACUUCAAAUUCAUCAAAUUUUAGCUGUUAUUGGUCAUCAUGAUAAACGUCUUGCUUUAAAAGCUCGUCUAUUUAAAACAAUAGCAUGUACAAUUGGAUUGUUACGCAUAUAUAGUUAUAAUGCAAAAGUUUGUCCAGUUCUUUUAACUCUUCUAAAAAUCUAUGCAAAAAAUGCAAUAACUGCGUCUUCGAUAUGUCGAGCAUCUGGUUUGCAACCUUUACUUCGUCUCGCAUUAACACUUGAUCGACGUCAUGCUAAAUUACAAAAAUUAUCUAUUACGGUUGUUCGAUAUCUUACUCAAACUAAAAAACUAGCUAGUCGUGCAACAUCAACAACGAUUGUUCGUGAUAUAUUAGCUGUAGUUUUUCUAAUGGAUAAAUCCCAAGGACAAAAUCGUUUACGAACAAUUAAAAUAAAAGAAGGCCUUCUUAAAGUGCUCUUAAAUUUAGUUAAAUCAAAAACUGGUCGUGUUCAAUUUUUGGAAGCUAAUGGUUUUUAUUUAUUAUAUGAAUUAGCAAUGAAUGUUUUACCAAAUGAUAAUUUUUGUACGUUUCUUGAUCUUUCUUGUCAAGUUAUGCUUCAUUGUUGUCCAAAACAGCAAUUACCAAUUGAUACAAUAUUUAGUCCAGUAAGAUAUUUUUUACCACAUGGUUACGAUUAUAUUGUUUCUAAUGAAUUACUUAGUGCUGAUCCUCAGAUAAUAAAAGAUCUUGAUGAUAUGCGCGAAAAAUGUAAAUCAGCUGUGCCAUCAAAUGAACGAAAUUCUAAUACUGAACAACGUGUUCGACCAAAAUCAUCAAUGAGUUCAUCAACAACAAGAGCAUCAUCAGCAUCAAAAUCUACAACAACGACAUCAUGUCGACCAAAAUCUUUGAAAGGAACAAAAUUAGAAAAGAAAAAAGUUGAACAAAAAACAUUAUCAAAGAAAAAAUCGAAUACAAAUGGAAAUAAAUAUCGUCAAGUAUCAAGAUUAGAUACUAAUGGUAUUGAUGAUGUAGAAGAAACUGGUAUUCGUCUUGUUGAAGAUGAAGAACUUGAUGAUGAAGAUAGUUCAAAAUCAGAUGACGAUGCUGAAGAAGACGACGAUGAGGAAGAUGAAGGUUCUAAUAAAGAAAAUCUGUCGAGUUCCUCAAUUCCAUUACCAAAUGGUGAAGAACCAAUACGUGAUUCAGUUGAUUUGUCUCGAGCAUAUGAACAAUUUUUUGAUGAAACGAUUGAUCCUAUUUAUAUGCUUCGAUUGAAAAUGGUACAAACCAUUAUUGAUCCACACACAGACAGCUUAUUAUCAAGAUUAUUUCGAAAUAUUUUACCAGCAUCGUUGACACCACUAACAGCUCAAUCGAGAUUUUCUUAUUGGCGUAUGCCAUCAGAUUUAUAUUUUCAAACUUAUUCAAUGCUUGCUAAAUCUACUAGAAGUGCCUAUCAAUUUACUAAACUUGCAUAUCCUGAUGCUUUUAAUGCUGUAUCUUAUCCGAGAUUUGAACCAAUGCAAAAAUCUGAUGAGCGAAGCAGUCGAACAACAUUACUUGCUGAUAUUCGUCGAAUUCUUUAUCCACCAUCGAUUUAUAAUCGAACCGUAUACGAUUUUGAUACAAUUGUUGAUAAUUCAACAACAACGACAUUAAAUAAUGAUGAUGAACAAAGAUGUCACAGGCGAUCAAACGCUGAUCAUCUUCUAUUUGAUUCUCAAUUUGAAUGUGGCAAUUUAAGAAAAGCAAUUCAAAUUACCGAAGAGGAAUAUGAUCUUAUCCUUCGACCUGAUAUAAAUACAUUUCGUUAUCAUCAAUGGUUCUAUUUUGAAGUAUCAAAUAUGCGUCCUGACAUAACAUAUCGUUUUAAUAUAAUUAAUUUUGAAAAACUUAAUAGUCAAUUUAAUGCUGGUAUGCAACCAGUUAUGUUUAGCGUUUGUGAUGCACUUGGUGGUAAAUCAUAUUGGCGUCGGAUAGGUGAAAAAAUUUCUUAUUAUAAAAAUACAUAUGGUAAAAAAAAGAAAAUCUAUUAUACAUUAACAUUUAAUAUACGGUUUGCACAUGCUAAUGAUAUUUGUUAUAUAGCCUAUCAUUAUCCAUAUACAUAUACAACAUUAAUGACAGAUUUAGUUAAUUGGUCAAAUACAUAUGAUCGAGCAAGUAUUUAUUUUCGUCAACAAGUACUUUGUAAAACAUUAUCUGGAAAUGAUUGUCCUUUAUUAACAAUAACUAGUUUUUAUAAUCAAAAUGAUUUAUAUCAAAAUGAAAAACAAACAAUUUCAUUACAUGAAAGAUCAUAUGUUAUAUUAACAGCACGUGUUCAUCCAGGUGAAUCAAAUGCAUCAUGGAUUAUGAAAGGAAUUAUUGAUUAUUUAUUGAGUGAUGAACCAACAGCACGAAUUCUACGAGAUCGAUUUAUUUUUAAAGUUUUUUGUGAUUUUCAUGGACAUUCGCGACAGAAAAAUUUUUUCUUCUAUGGUAAUGAUCCUCGUCUUCAUUUUCUUGGUCCAGCUUAUGAUCGUUCAACGAUAACAAAACUAUUUCCAAAACUAUUUGCGGAUAUACAAGGUUUUGCAUUACAAAGUUGUUUAUUUUCAAUGCGAAAACAAAAAGAAGGCUGUGCUCGUAUUGUUGUUUGGGAUGAAUUUAAAAUUGAUUUGGCUUAUACAAUGGAAGCAACAUAUAAUGGUUUUGAUGUUGGAUUAUAUAAAGGAUUACAAAUACAAAUAUCAACAUUACAAAUGAUUGGUCAUGAUUUUUGUAGAGUUUUAGUUAAACUUGUUGAUCAAGAGUUAAAAUCAGCUGACAGUAUUCUUCCAAUUGAAGAGUUAUUUGUUACAAAUGAAAAUUAUUCACAAGAAAAAUGUGCGCCUCAUGGUGAUGAAAAAAGGCGUAGUUCUUCAACAGAUUCUUCCUCGUCAUCAUCAUCGAGUAGUUCAUUAUCAUCAACGGAUGGUGGUGUUCAUUAA